AUGCUAUCUACCUCAGCAUCCCAAAAACAAUCAACCCAAACUUCUUCUACUUCUUCUUCUUCUUCAUCAGCUUCGCCUUAUUUUGCUCAACUAUCUGGUCUACUUUAUGAUUCAUCUUCGGCUCCAUACACUCCUGCUAGGAAUUCAUACUCAGACCUUCCAGAAUGCGUAAAUCCAUCUCUCCUCCAGCUACACCCAACUGGUCCUACUGAUUACUCUUAUUCUAGACCCCAAUCAUCUUCCUCGUCAUCUUCAUCUUCCGGUAAUGACUUUUCCACAUAUCCUCCUUCAUCCUCUUCUUCCUUUUCUCUGAAUUCUCCUAGCCUUGCUGGAAACGCAAGCCCUAGAACCGGCACUCUGCGCACAGCAAGCCCAGCCCUGCUCCAAACCUCAUCAUCUGGUUUUGACUCUCAAUAUUUUAAUAUGGACAAUCAUCCACCCUUUGGCAGUCUACCUACCCCUCAACACAACCACUCUUCUCCAUUAUCUCUGACUCAGACCCCUAUCAGAACUCGUGCUAUCCACAUGAACCAUCCUGAUGAAGAUGCUCUUAUGGAAGACUUGAUGGAUGAUAAUAGUGAUGAUGAGGAUGAUCCAUAUACCUCGCCAAAUAACUUUAAUGUUGAUUAUUCUUCAUGUGCAUUUGAUAACUCUAAUUACAUGAUGAAUAACAAUAGCAAUGUAACAUCAAGUUUUAGCCAGCAAUCUUUGCCGCAAAUUCACCAUGAGCAACAACAACAACAACAACCACAGCAACAAUCACAACAACAACAGCCUAGAAGAUCUUUCCCUAUUUUUGCUGGCCCAACUAAUAUUCUCCCCAUGACAUGCGCUCAAAACUUGGUGAAACCUGUUGACCAUUCUCUUGAUUCAUUUUGGCCCCAUGAUUCUGUCGAUCCUUACUCCCUUACGGAACCUAGCUUUUUUGCUGGACCCUCAUCUAACAAUGCUCCUUUUAAUUUUGACUUGAUGUAUGAUGAGUUUGAAGACGAUGACGAUGAUGACGACGACGAUGUAUUUGAAGAGUCGUUGUUUUCAUCUUCGGAGGAGGAUGAUGACGACGAUGAUGACUUGUACGACGAGACAAAGCAUGGCGGAAAUGCCGAGUUUAUGGCUGCAGGCCAGCCACCCAUGUCUAGUGGCUUUGUCCACACUAGUGAAGGUACUGAUGGUGCAAUUUCAGGAAAUGGGUUUUCGGAGUUGACUCAUUUUACCCCAACAAGAACAACACCAGCAUCAUCAAUAAGCACUAAAAAUCCUACUAGACCUUCAACAAUAAUAACAAAUCCCUUGCAUCCUUCUUUGACGCUAUCUAACCACGACAAUAACGGUAUGAUGUUGUCAGCUGAGGUGGAGCCCCCUAUCAACAACACCUACACCCAGCCCCAGUCUACUUUUACUACCACCACCCCUGAGUCGACUGGUACUGUCUUUUUGGGGGCUGCCUUUGAACCCACCACCCCUGUCACCCCUGCGGCUCGUAAGAAGAAGACAGUUUCUGCGGCCGACGAUAUUAGCAUAUCUCUUGCAUCCAAGUCAAAGGAGGCAACCAACUAUAGAAAGCAUGUGCGCAGUGCUUCGCAACCAACAGCCAUGAUGAUGAAUUCUCCUUCAUCCUCGCCUGUAGGUGGAUUUAGUUCUCAUGCACCCAUGCUGGCUAAUUAUAAUAGCCCACCAUCAUUUUCUGGAACACUUGAAGAAUUUCCUCAGGUUUAUGGUGCACGUGGCCGUCCCCCGGCCUUUAAGAGUGAGGAGCCAUUGUCGUCGAUGAGUUUUGGUUUGAACUUGUCUUCACCCCAAACUUCUCCUUCUUCACCUUUACACCAAACUGCUUCCUCCUUCUCCUCCUCCUCUUCCUCUUCUUCUUCUUCUUCUUCUUCUGGUUCUUCUGGUUCUUCUUCUAACUCAUUGCGUGGUGGGAAACGCCGGGGUGCUGUGGCUAAUAACGGACCACACCGGUGUGAGCUAACUACGAGCAAUGGCCGGCCUUGCAACAAAGUGUUUUCGCGACCUUAUGACUUGGUGCGACACCAGGAUACUAUUCAUGCGGCAGUACGCAAGACUUAUACAUGUCCCAUGUGUGGUCCCGGGUCGAAGACGUUUUCGCGAACCGACGCGUUGACGCGGCACAUUCGUGUAAAGCAUUCGACAUCUGCGGAAGUUGCUGCUGCCACAGCCCAUGCCAUUGAGCCUGUUUCUGCCAAGUAA
This is a messenger RNA of Magnusiomyces paraingens, 2208 nucleotides long. RefSeq lists its product as uncharacterized. Gene Ontology annotation, cellular component: nucleus. The record is from RefSeq and is a predicted model, not a curated record. Gene Ontology annotation, biological process: regulation of transcription by RNA polymerase II. The transcript has a single exon. Lineage: Eukaryota; Fungi; Ascomycota; Dipodascomycetes; Dipodascales; Dipodascaceae. Bases 1 to 2208 code for a protein of 735 amino acids.